CACGUAUCUCAACGCGCUCCAAACAAAACAAACGGGGCGUAAGAAAAAGAGAGUUUUUGCAGCAGCGGCCGCCAUUUCUGUUUGGCUUCGUCCCCUCCCCCAUUUCUAUACUUUUUGGAGACAUAUUUUUUGCCACUGAGAAGAAGAGUGUGGUGAUGCAGCAGAAAGGGAGGCUCACAAACCGUCGAUCCAGAAGCUUUUCCAGGUCCCGUAUCGCCAUUCAGGGGUACUAGCCUCGUAGGCAGCAGUAUAAUUAUUGUUCCCCCCCAAACUCUCGGAGAAAAAUUUUCACCUCCACAUUUCUCGAUCUCGCUUGUAAACGAGAAACAACCGGGGAAAAAGCACCGCGAGAUCAGCAAUGGCGGCCAAUGGCGCAGUACCUGUGGUGGAACGUGAAGUUCAGAAGAACUACUGGAUGGAGCAUUCCGUUGAUCUGACGGUGGAGUCCAUGAUGCUCGACUCAAAAGCCUCUGACCUCGACAAAGAAGAAAGACCUGAGGUACUUUCUCUGCUCCCACCGUAUGAAGGGAAAUCAGUUCUGGAACUUGGAGCUGGCAUUGGCCGUUUUACUGGACAGAUAGCUAACAAGGCUGGCCAAGUCAUUGCUUUGGAUUUCAUUGAUAGCGUGAUCAAGAAGAAUGAGGAUAUCAAUGGUCACUUUAAGAAUGUCAAGUUCAUGUGUGCUGAUGUAACAUCACCAGACCUCAACUUUUCAGAAGGAUCCAUGGAUUUGAUUUUCUCCAACUGGCUGCUUAUGUAUCUCUCAGAUGCUGAGGUGGAAACCCUGGCUCAAAGAAUGGUGAAGUGGCUAAAACCUGGCGGGUUUAUUUUCUUUAGGGAGUCCUGCUUCCAUCAAUCUGGAGAUAGCAAAAGGAAAAGUAACCCGACUCACUACCGCGAGCCAAGGUUCUACACGAAGGUAUUUAUGGAGAGCCAUAUGCAUGAUGAUGCUGGAAAUCCCUAUGAGCUCUCUUUCAUCGGAUGCAAAUGCAUUGGAGCGUACGUGAGGAACAAAAAGAACCAAAAUCAGAUUUGUUGGAUAUGGCAGAAGGUCCAGUCGCAGGAUGAUAAAGGAUUCCAGCAAUUCUUGGACAAUGUUCAGUACAAGUCCAAUGGAAUUCUACGUUAUGAACGUGUAUUUGGGCAAGGUUUUGUGAGCACUGGAGGCCUAGAAACAACAAAGGAGUUUGUGGCAAGGUUGGAUCUGAAACCUGGUCAGAAGGUUCUAGACGUUGGCUGUGGUAUUGGUGGAGGUGAUUUCUACAUGGCUGAGACCUUUGAUGUUGAGGUGGUUGGGAUUGACCUCUCAAUCAACAUGAUCUCGUUUGCUCUGGAGCGUGCUAUUGGACUCAAAUGCGCAGUUGAAUUUGAGGUUGCUGAUUGUACCAAGAAGACAUACCCAGAUAACUCCUUCGAUGUUAUCUAUAGCCGUGACACCAUUCUCCAUAUUCAGGACAAACCAGCACUGUUUAGGGCAUUCUUCAAGUGGCUGAAGCCUGGAGGCAAAGUUCUCAUCAGCGAUUACUGCAAGAGCGCUGGAACUGCUUCACCUGAAUUUGCAGAGUAUAUUAAGCAGAGAGGAUAUGAUCUUCAUGACGUGAAAGCAUAUGGCCAGAUGCUUAAAGAUGCUGGUUUUCAAGAGGUCGUAGCUGAAGACCGCACAGAUCAGUUUAACCAAGUUCUGGUGCGGGAACUGGAUGCUAUAGAGAAAGAGAAGAAUGCAUUCAUUCAGGACUUUUCUCAAAAAGAUUAUGACGAUAUAGUCGGCGGAUGGAAGUCGAAGCUUGUCAGGAGCUCUGCCGGCGAGCAGCGAUGGGGCCUGUUCAUUGCCAAGAAGUAAUUUCCUGGCCAGCCAGUCAGUCCGCUCCUUUGUCCUAUCAGUCAAGACAUCAGUUUAGCCAGUGAUAGUGAAUCCCUCUACUGUGUUCUUAGUCACUCUCUGUGUCGGAAUAAGAUCCACCCUUCCUUUCUGCUGCUAUUAAGCUCACUCUGAGGUUAACGUGCUCGUUGAAGACUUGAAACUAGUGUUGAAUUCGCAAGUUGCUGCUGCAUUGUGAUUCUAGUCUCCCAAGACAUAGUUCUUUUAAGUUCAAAUAUUGUAGCAUUAUGAUUGUUUUGUACUCUCUUGAACAAUUCUCUUGUUUUCUGUCAAAUGGUUUGAAGUUUGAACUGUCUCCUAUUCUGAACACUCGCAAGAACAUUCCAAAUCAAUACAUUAAAGAUCAGUAAUGGCCGGAACGCCUUCGUUAGUUCUUCACACCACAGCUUCAUCUGCGAACUACAUACUGUCCCACCAUUAAGGGUAGGGAUGUGAAUUCGAAAUGGACGACGGACGAAAGCCAAUUACUUCAAAUCCAAACUUAUCUAAGCCUCAUAACACGAUUUAACAAGUUAAGGAACAUGCACCGCACUCCUACCAUCACUUUUUCUCUCACCAGGGUAUCAGCAUUCUUGAUCCGUUUUGACUCUCAAGGCUAUCUGGGAUCCGCUCAAGCCUUCCAGGACUCCCCCUUCAUAUAUCUAACCAUACUGGCCCAAAGAAUAAUGAGGUAAACCCUAAAAUGGAACAUGACAGAGCCCUCCAUGUCAGUCAGAGAAAGGGAUGUGGAGAAGCAUAUAACAGAUGGCACUCACAGGGUUUAAUGCAAGCAUCUUUGGUUCCUGGAAAGAUUCCGGCAGCCGCAGCAUAUUACUCCAAAGCUGGAUGUUGGCAUUCUGUCUUGUUGUUUCUCCCAACAACUAAUAGUUGUCAGAUAUCUGACAGCGUAUCUUUGCUUUGGCUUAUUUCAGAAAAUGGAUGGGUGCCUGGCUUCUUAAGCUCUGUAGCAAAUUCAUAUGCCAUAUAGAUUCGUAUUCUUUGGCAUUCUUUUAGUUAUAGGUAUUUCAGCAAAGUGUUGCUAGGUUAACCUGCAUGAGUAACAUGGAAUAAGAAAUUGUAUCUGAGUGA
Messenger RNA from Linum trigynum, 2947 nucleotides. The record is from the annotation of a GenBank genome assembly. Lineage: Eukaryota; Viridiplantae; Streptophyta; Magnoliopsida; Malpighiales; Linaceae.